UUGGAAAGGGAAAAAAAAAAAAAAAAAUUUCAAGAACUCCUUUUAUAUAAUCCUAAUUUUCUGUCUCAAAAUCUCGCAAGGGAAUUUCCGAUUUGUUUGUUUCUCACCCUAAAGCAAAACCUAAUUCUCAAUCUAUAUUUUGAUGGCAAAUUCCUGCUACGAAUUUUCUCUGCCGUUGUUUUGUUUCUUCGAUUUGAUUCCACUCGUUUCUUCUUGCGAUCUCAUAUUCUCAAAUCGCUCUCGUCUUCAGUUUCUGAUUCAGCCUUGUACGUCUUUCUGACACUUCUCACCCCUCACGUAGUCAGCAAUGGGAAAGCGUAAUUCUCAGCGUAAAAAUGCUGCGAUGCUUGAUAGUGAUGAAUUCGACGAUAGUAGUAGUGUGAGUUCGUCGUCGACUAGUCGUUCCGAUCGUAUGUCGGUGAUGGGGAACGAAGAAAUGCAAGUUGAUAAAGAUAGUUUACUUGACCAGGCUCUUGAGGCUUUAUACGAGAAAAGGGGUUCCACCAGAGAAAAUGCAUUGACGUCAAUUAUUGGAGCUUUCAAUACCACCUUGCAACAUGAGUUCGUGGAAAAGAAAUUUGUGACUUUAUUGGAACGGUGCCUGAAUUCCUUCAAAAGAGGAUCUCCCAAAGAGAUAUGUUUGGCGUCUCAUGCAAUUGGACUGUUGGCUUUGACUCUUGGUUUCGGGGAUAAUGCACAGGAGAUACUGGAAGAAUCAUUCCCUCCUCUCUCACAGGCUCUUAAGUCUGGCUCCGAAUCUUCAAAGAUAUCGUUGUUAGAGUGUCUGGCUAUCAUUACUUUCGUUGGUGGCAAUGACCCAGAACAGACAGAGAGAUCAAUGCAAGUUAUGUGGCAAGUCGUUCAUCCAAAACUCAGUUCCAAUGUAGUUGCAGUCAAGCCCUCAGGUCCCGUAAUAAGUGCAAUGGUAUCUGCAUGGUCCUUUCUUCUUACAACCAUGGAUGGAUGGAAACUCAAUCCCAAAGAUUGGCAAGAAUCACUAUCGUAUUUGUCUAGUCUUCUUGACAAGGAUGACCGGGCUGUACGAAUUGCUGCUGGUGAAGCGCUGGCUUUAAUUUUUGAGAUAGGAAGUUUAGAGAAGUUCUCUGGUGCAGCUAAAGGUCCUAGUGAUGCAUCGACUGAGGAACGAAGUAAAGCUCGGGAAUAUAUGCAUAUACGGGGAUUGAAGGCCAAAAUCAUAAGUCAAGUAAGAAACCUUUCAGCUGAGGCAGGUGGCAAAGGUUCUGUUAAGAAAGAUCUUAAUAACCAGCGGAACCUGUUUCGAGAUGUGUUAGAAUAUUUUGAGGAUGGUUAUUGUCCCGAAGUUUCUGUGAAGAUUGGUGGAGGAUCACUGGAGACCUCUUCAUGGUCUAAACUGAUACAGCUGAACUUUCUGAAGCGCUUCCUUGGGGGAGGAUUUGUCAAGCACAUGCAGGAAAAUGAAUUCCUUCAUGAUGUAUUUGGGUUUACUCCUAAGAAGUAUGUUACGGACCAUGAACAUCGCUUGUCUAGCAGUGAAAAGAGAAUGCACAGGUCGCCAAAUUCUUUUCUCAACAAAGCGAGGACUCAACAUCUAAACAAGCAGCGAAUGUUAUCAGAGGGUAAAAAUAUUGGGCAUUUCGCAGUUAAUGGGGGUGACGAGGAAGCCUAUUGUUGAAUACCUUUACUACGAUUAAACAGGAGUUUAAGGUCCUAUAUUUUCGGGCACAUACUAGCCUAAUUGAUCAAAUAGUAGCUGAUAAAAUAGGCAUUGCCUCAUUUGCUGUUGGGUUAAUAUGCAAGCAUAUUGGAUUGAAAAUGUUGUAACUUGGUAACAUUGGAAAUUUUGUUUGUUUCUGCUGACAGCGUGAAUCAAAUAAAAACCCGGAACAUUUCCUACAGAUUAAGGUUAAACAGAUGAAUAAUCUGCUUAAACAUUACUUGAACUGCUGAAGUAUUCAUUUAAUUACUUGUCUUGUGACUAAAUGUGCAAUUGACAUGAAAGUGAAGUGUGCAAUUGACUAAUGUUUAAGUUAAAGUGGUGUCUAUUUUUUGAUUAGUCGGGCAAGAGAAACAAAUGCUAAUAUCAAUAUGCGCAUCCCAGUGGAUAAAAACUUUUGUGGCUAAUGAGUCUAUGCGGUAAAGAUUCCUGACAGUAAUAAAAGCUAAACAGGUCGCGCAGUUUCAUGGCCAGGAUUAGUCUUGAUGAGCUAAGAUUGUGCUGGAGAAAAGGUUCAGGACGAGCGGCAGAAAAAGCAACUCCGGCCGAAUUUUAAAAUAUCAAGAAUAUCGGACCUUGUAAGAUUUUAAAAUUCAUUUAUAUCGUUUGGUGUUUUUAUCAAUUAUACCUUUCGUUUUAAAUUAAAGGGUGUCAUUUUC
Molecule: messenger RNA, 2355 nt
Organism: Morus notabilis
Lineage: Eukaryota; Viridiplantae; Streptophyta; Magnoliopsida; Rosales; Moraceae
Product: interferon-related developmental regulator 1
Exons: 13
Coding region: 308-1654 (448 amino acids)
Source: RefSeq, a predicted model, not a curated record